Messenger RNA from Peromyscus californicus insignis, 1414 nucleotides. Its product is annotated as nuclear pore complex protein Nup50-like. The transcript has a single exon. Gene Ontology annotation, biological process: protein import into nucleus. The coding region runs from base 1 to 1317 and encodes 438 amino acids. NCBI's taxonomy places the organism in Eukaryota, Metazoa, Chordata, Mammalia, Rodentia, Cricetidae. Gene Ontology annotation, cellular component: nuclear pore. The record is from RefSeq and is a predicted model, not a curated record.
AUGGCCAAAAAAACUGCCAAGAAGGAAGUGACAGGCAGGAACUUGCAUCAAAGCGCCGAAGAGGAGGGAACAUUCUCACUGGCCAGUCAGGAUGUCCUGAGGAAUAGAACCAUAAAGAGAGCCAAGCGGAGAAACACCAGACUCCAGCCCGAUGACGGAGGAACUUCCAAAGGGAUUAAAGGUCUGGCUGUGCCUUCAGGAGGAGGAGAAUUUAGCAGUGGCCCUGGAGAGGAGCCCCGGGAAGGACUAUCAACCAGAAAGAACACAGCCAGGGCUGCAGCAGAGCCCAAGGCAGUCCUGGGUUCUGUUACAGCGAAUGUCCCCACCUCUUCGGACCAUGAACAGAUCUCAGAUCCCCAGACUAACGGCCACAGUCAGUAUCCUGCCUUCUCCGGCCUGGCUUUCAGUCAAGCCUACGCUGGGAGUGUCUACCACAGGCAGUUGACUGGCCUGAACUGCUCUGUCCGGGACUGGAUAGUGAAGCAUGUGAACGCAAACCCGUUCUGUGACCUGACGCCUGUGUUUAAACAGUAUGAGAAAUACUUGGUUGCCAUCGAGAAGCAGCUCCAUAGCAGCUGCGGCUGUCUUUUCGAAAGAGAUCCCAACAGGGGCUGGGUUGGGACACAGCCUCCUUCCCGAGAUGUUGCGGCUGAUCUACAGCCAGAGUCAGUCACGUCUGAAAAGACGGAGUUUAUAGCUGAGAAGAAAGCGGACCCAUCCCAAGGAGCAACAAGUGCCUCGUGUAACUUUGGCAAGAACACGACUGAAAGCCAAGUUUGGGUUUCCUUAAGCUCUGGUCCCAUGAAUGGAGUUUCGUCAUCUACCAGAAGCUCCAGUUUAACAGGUAAAGGUACCACCCAGAGGAAACCAGUAUCUGCAAACGCCCUGGACAGUCCAGCACAAGGCAGCAGUGAUGAAUACAAAGACAGAAGGGAUGAGCCACCCAUGGCGGUCCUCGUGGAAGAGGAGGAGGAGGAGGAUGUUUUCUACUCCAAAAGAUGUAAACUAUUGUACAAGAAAGGCAGUGAAUUUAAAGAAAAAGGUGUGGGCAUACUGCAUUUAAAAGCCACGGCCAACCAGAAGACGCGGCUCUUAGUGCAUGAUAUCAAGGUAGGCAGCGUACUCCUGAAUGUGGUGAUCUCUGCCAAUACGCCAUGUACCCGGAUGGGGAAGAAUAACGUCCUCAUUGUCUGUGUGCCGGAUCCACCGCUUGAUAAGAAGAAUGCCGCCAUCGAGGUCAGCAUGCUAAUUCGGGUGAAAACAAGCAAGGAUGCAGAUGAGCUGCACAAAAUGUUACUGCAGAGAAAGGGUGCUUGAACACACAAAUUCCACCGCGGAGCUUGCCAACUUCCUGCUUUUCGCUCUGCCCCCAAAAUGUAGUUUUUCAUCUGUCUUUGCUUAUGACACCCUAAGA